UUUCCACCAGAAAAUAACUGACGACUGCGGUUACUCCACCACUAAGGACGCUCUAAAAACGUAAAAAUAAAAAUACGGACAACUUAUCCACCUUUUCAUUUGAAAGUAGGCCAUUUAUGUUUGCCAGUAACUUGAUAAGGGGAAAAGAAAAGGAGUAGCAUUGAAAAUCGCAAAGAUUUGUCUCAUUUGUGGAAAGGUACCGUGUCUUCAAGGAUGGGGUAUUUGGAGAAUAUUUAUCUUGCCGUAAAAAAGUGAGAACAAUCAUUGUCCUUCUAUAGUGGAAAAAAGAACAUUGUUACGGAAUUUGUGUUUGACUCUUUUGAAGCGUAGAAACGAAAGCACCUUGAUGCGGGGAAGUCGCCGUUGAUUUGGUGUUGGUGCUGUACAUACCCACUAUCAACCACACAAUGAAAGGAGGAAGAAAGUGGUUUAGCAGCCAAGAAUAUGUUUGGCUGUGCAGCUCUUGAAUCAUGUUCACAGGACGGCUAAAGCGCAGCGAGAGUCCAUCCCCUUAUUCUGAUGUUCAUUAUCACAACAAGGGACAUCCAAUCAAGCACAUAUCUCAUCGAUUCCAACCACGGAUUGUGUAACGCAUUUAGGGGAAAUAGCUGCUGUGUUUGAGGGACAGUUACGCGCAUCAACUCAAAAGAUACCCUGCCUGUUCUCUGGAACGGAAUUCAAUAUUCGUGUUUUCGUUACCAGUAAUUGUUGGGAGCCAUACUCCAGGGCAAACAAUAAUCGCUCACAGCAACACGCAAAUCAUGCCCUGUUGUUUUAUCUGGAAAUAAUACGUAUUGUUAAUUCAGGGAAGUGAUUCCGCAUAGGUAGUUUAUUCUGUCAAUCGAUUAAGAAAGAGACAUCUGAUUUUUUGUGAAAUACUGUUAUCGGAUAAGGGGAAGCUGUCUUAAUAUCUUGUUCUUGAUGUGUCCCAACCAUGGAUAGAUUACGACAAUAUUAAUUAUAACACGGUUAGAAAGCAUAAUAAAUUAGCAUUGGCAUUGCUUAUACUUCGUUCAGCUCAGAUUUAGCGAUGAUAGGUUGUGAUGGGAAGGCACGAGCAAUGUGCCCACAUGACGCUGUUUUCUAACCGUUCGAACUGCAAGGAGUUAAUGUGACAGCGCUUGAUGUUUUCCCGUUUGCAGACUUUGAGUGACGCGAUCGUCUCGUUUUCCUCUAAGCUUGCCUGUUGCAGCUCCCAACACGGAGUGUGGAUCGCGUUUAGGAGGGGUUUUCCGCCGUACUACUGGUCCACUGUGAUAUCUUCGUCGAGAAGGAGGGAGAAAUUAGCCUCUUCGUCACAUCUGCCUUUCCCUUCAGUUGGACUUUUUUGUUUGAAAACUGCCGAUCUAUGUCUGCCUUCUCAAAGCGCCCCAGGUGUCGUGUAUGAAAGCGCCGCAAUCAAAGGAGAGCGUAGCAGCUCGGAAUCUGUGAGGCUCGAAGCAACUCUUCGGAGAUCCCAAAACCAACAUGCCGAGGAGGAAACAGCAGGCGCCCCGGCGGGCGGCAGCAUAUGUUCCUGAAGACCUGAAGGAAACUGCCUUGCUCGAUGAGGGUGUGGAAGAGACAGAUGUUGCGAUGGAGGAGGAGCCCCCAGCCAAGUACAGAUGUUCAGAGGAGGACUUGCCCGGCAAGGACCCCCCGGGCCUCCGGGACUCCCCCACGGGCGGGCUUUCCAGCCGUGAGAUUGACAGCGAGUCGCACCUCAGCGAGUCCAGCGACCGGAUGUCCGACUUCGAGAGCGCCUCCAUCAAAAACGAGGAGACGCUCAAAGAGCCUUCGAUGACGCCAACACCAACAAUGAAGCCAGUGGUGGGCGAAGAGGCCACUGCCGGACCAGAUAGCUUGGACCGCAUGAAGGCCAUCUACACCAGCUUCCUGACCAACUCCUACUGGUCGUCUCUCAGCCUGAACUUGGCCCAGUCAGAGGUGGAGAAGUCCCAGAAGAGCAGCAGCAGCAGUAGCAGCAGCAGCAGCAGCAGCUGCAGCAGUGGCGGCUAUGACUGGCACCAGUCUGCCAUCGCCAAGAGCCUGCAGCAGGCCUCCCAGAGCAACCAGCUUUCCCCGGAGCCGAACCUCUUCAGCACCGUGCAGGUUCAGCCGCAGAAGCCCAAGCUGUUCGGCUCGGUCUUCACCGGGGCCAGCAAGUUCCGCUGCAAGGACUGCAGCGGCGCCUACGACACCUUGGUCGGCCUGACCGUUCACAUGAACGAAACCGGCCACUACCGGGACGACAACCACGAGAAGGAUGGCAAGGGCGCCAAGCGAUGGUCCAAACCACGCAAGCGCUCCCUCAUGGAGAUGGAGGGUCAGGAGGACGCCCAGCGGGUACUGAAAUGCAUGUACUGCGGCCAUUCCUUCGAGUCUCUGCAGGACCUCAGCGUCCACAUGAUCAAGACCAAACAUUACCAGAAAGUGCCUCUUAAGGAGCCUAUGAACCCUGUGGCUACCAAAUUAAUGUCCUCCCUCCGGAAAAGAAGCCCCGUGGAGCUGGAACAUCCCAGCUCCCCAGAAUCGCCCGCGGGGACCCCUAAACCCCCCCUGUUGGACACCGUCCUGCAGAAGGCCACCCACCAGUACGUUACCUCCAGAAACCGGCAGGGGCAACAGAACGGCACCAGCUAUGCCUGGCAGUUUGAGUCGCGGAAGUCCCAGAUCCUAAAGUGCAUGGAGUGCGGGAGCUCGUACAACAACCUGCAGGAGCUGACCGCACACAUGAUGGUGACAGGACACUUCAUGAAGGUCACAAACUCCUCCGUCAAGAGAGGCAAGCACGUCACAGAGUCCCUGCUCACGCCGCUGCUGUCCGCCCCGGCCGAGAAGAAGUUCCAGUCCGUGCCGCUGGCUGCCACCACGUUCCCUGCCCCGCCUGCGGUGACAUCCGCAAGCAUCUCCCCACAUCUCCGCAUGGAGAUCAAGGAGGAGGAGAAAGAGAAGUCUUGCACCACGGAGAUUGGUGACAAAGAUUCUCCGGCACCUGUAGAGGAGGAGAACAAAGAUGAUGUGAAAGCAAAUGUUUCCAAAUAUCACUACUUGACUGAAGAUGACCUGAAGGACAGUCCUAAAGGAGGGUUUGACAUUCUCAAAUCUCUGGAAAACACUGUAACGUCGGCCAUCAACAAAGCGCAGAAUGGAACCCCGAGCUGGGGAGGCUACCCCAGCAUUCACGCCGCCUACCAGCUCCCAAACCUUGUGAACCUCUCCUUGGCUUCCUCUGAGAAACAUUCUCACCUGAAAUACAUGUUCGCAGGAGAGUCUCUGUCCCCAAAUAAAAGCCAAGUGCAUGUCCCACCCACCGGCUCACCUCUGCCCCAAAACAACUUCCAUGCAAUGGAGGAGCUUGUCAAGAAGGUCACAGAGAAAGUGGCCAAGGUCGAGGAGAAGAUGAAGAACCACAGGGCCAAAGCGUCUCCGCACAGACGGGCGACACCCUCUCCCUGCAGCAGUGACACAGGGGGCUCCUCCAGAAGGAACUCCCCCAAAGACAGGAGGGCCGAAACCCCUGAGGCCAACAGCGUUAACCACAAAAACUGUAAUGGCAAUAGCCUGGCGAAGGAGACGCUUGAGAAUGGGACGGACUCUGCAAAAAUCCCGCCGUCUGCUCUCUGCGGGAGCACUGCCAUCAUUACAGACCACCCGCCUGAGCAGCCGUUCAUUAACCCCUUAAGUGCGCUUCAGUCCAUCAUGAACGUUCACCUGGGCAAAGCCGCCAAGCCGGCGUUGCCGACCAUGGACCCGAUGAGCAUGCUGUUCAAAAUGAGCAACAGCCUGGCGGAGAAGGCCGCAGUGGCCACCCCGCCGGCUCAGACCAAAAAGAACGGGCAGGCGGAACGCUACUUCUAUCAGGCCAGUGAGGAUCAGCCUAUCGAUCUGACCAAAGGCAAGCGUGGCAAAAGCGGUUCACCCGGGUCCACUCUGCCACCGCCCACGUCUACGUCUACGUCUACGCCAUCCUCGAUUCCCUUUUCCUCUCUGUCAUCCGUGACUAUGGCGAAGACGUCCUUGGCGACACCGUUCAUUUCAAACUCGCCCGUGCGCGAGAACGCCUUGUCGGACAUCUCGGACAUGCUGAGGAACCUGACAGAGGGUCACAUGUCCAAAUCCUCCACGCCCGCCAGCCUGUCAGAACAGCCGGACCCAGAGGGCUUGACCCUAGAGGAGCCGGAAGAGUCUUCGCCGGCCCAGAAAAGGAAGGGACGGCAGUCCAACUGGAACCCCCAGCACCUGCUGAUCCUCCAGGCCCAGUUCACCUCCAGCUUACGGCAGGGCGCGGAUGGGAAGUUUGUCAUGUCGGACCUCAGCCCCCAGGAGCGGAUGUACACCUCCCGCUUCACCGGCCUCUCCAUGACGACCAUCAGCCACUGGCUGGCCAAUGUAAAAUACCAGCUGAGGAGGACUGGCGGGACCAAGUUCUUGAAGAACCUGGACUCGUGCAACCCCGUGUUCUUCUGCAGCGACUGUGCCUCGCAGGUCCGGACUCCCUCCGCAUACAUCACGCACCUGGAGUCACACCUGGGCUUCAGGCUGAGGGACCUGGCCAAACUGUCGACCGAGCAGACGGGCGCUCGGCACGCCAGAGGUCUGUCGGACAAGCUGCUCCUCGCUCAGUCCCCCUCCCCCUCUCCCUCGCCCAGCCCCUCGCCCUCCCUGGAAGAUGAGGGGAACGGGACGCCCUAUCAGUGCAAGCUUUGCAACCGGACUUUUGGAAGUAAACACGCCAUCAAGCUCCACCUUAGCAAGACGCACGGGAAGUCUCCCGAGGACCACCUCCUCUAUGUGUGUGAGCUGGAGAAGCAGUGAGGCCAGCCUAGGACACGACACGCACUCCUGCUCGCCUGCUAGCUGACGGUUUUAAAAAAAGAAAAAGAAAAACUGCACAAGAUGCCGUAAAACUACUGUCUAGAUUUUGCACACAAUUUAUCUUUGGAGGAGACUUACUCUGGCCCAAAAUUUUUUUUUUUUGGUUAUUGUUUUCAAAGAUUUAUUUUCUAAUUGUACAGCGUUGAAUAGAGAGGUGCUGCAUUAUUAGCUGUUGUUACACUAAAAGUAUGAAGGGUUAAAAAAAACACCAUUUCAAAUGAAGUGGUGUAUGUUUGAAAUUUGUGUAAAUUGCUUUCCUGUUUCAUUGCAUCCUCGAGAUGCGUAAAGUCGCAUGCAUUUAUGGGCUGUUUAGUUGAGCUUUUUGAAACUAAAUAUGGUCCACUUUUUCUUUGAUAUAAUGUGACCUGUAUGCUGGGAUCAGCAUCUGGCCUUUAACCCUCUGAGUACGGUCAAACUCUUCUGCUUUAACACUCAAACCCAAUAUUUAGGGGACAUGUCAUGAGAUAAAUACAGGCCAAAUGGAUUUAUCUGAAAGACACUUAUGUUUCUUAUUUUCAACCGUUACAAAUCAUUCACUAGAUUUAUGUCCUGCAAAGAUGGAUCAAUCCAAAUCUGAAAGCAUUUUUUCAUGAAAUCAGGGGCCUUUAUGAAUUCAGGUCUGUGUAAGAAAAUGUAUAAAUAUAUGAAUAUAUAUAAGCAGUUCCUGUCUAAAUUAUGCAUCAUUUUUUUAUAUUUUUAAUUUAAAAAGACUAUUACUAUGUAUUGGUGCACAAUAUAUGAAGACAUUAAUAAAAUUGUUUUGCACAAAAUUUUAUAAAUGUUAUUUAAUCAAAUUACAGAAAUAGAAAAAAAAAGCUUUUUUUUUUUCCAUCUCGUGCUCAAAGGGUUAAACCUCUGGUACAAAUCUGUACUGUAAGAUAACAUUUGUACAAAAGAUGCUACUUUAAAAAUAAGGUAUUCCAUGAUACAAUGUCUUAUUUAUAAGUGCUCUUGGUUGUCAUUUCAUAACGUAGAAUGCCUUUUGUAUUGGUAACUCUUUAUUUGUUGUUACGUUUAAUUGCUCUCCUGUAAUUCCAUAUUGCAGCUUUAUCUUUUAGGGAAAUGAGGUAGCCAUGGUUACCAGCACACUGAUUGACAGUUUGGCGGUAUUUUUGGCAGUUAAUUUGCAGAAGUAACUGACAGAUGACAGCGUAUGAAAAUCUCUGUGUAAAAUAUCAGCAUGUAAACAGCACAGACACUGUCAAAGCCCUCUGCUCUGUGUUUUUUUUCUGUUGAUGACAAUGAAGCACCGAUUAUAUGAAUUCAUAUAACCUUUUUUUCUACUGAAUCAUUAAAAACCUUUUUUUUUGCUAUGA
Molecule: messenger RNA, 6173 nt
Organism: Conger conger (European conger)
Lineage: Eukaryota; Metazoa; Chordata; Actinopteri; Anguilliformes; Congridae
Product: teashirt homolog 3-like
Exons: 2
Coding region: 1468-4797 (1109 amino acids)
Biological process (GO): regulation of transcription by RNA polymerase II
Cellular component (GO): nucleus
Molecular function (GO): DNA binding; DNA-binding transcription factor activity, RNA polymerase II-specific
Source: RefSeq, a predicted model, not a curated record